Molecule: messenger RNA, 216 nt
Organism: Opisthorchis viverrini
Lineage: Eukaryota; Metazoa; Platyhelminthes; Trematoda; Opisthorchiida; Opisthorchiidae
Exons: 3
Coding region: 1-216 (71 amino acids)
Source: RefSeq, a predicted model, not a curated record
AUGUCACGCCAAAAAUCACGGGGUGAUCUUUGUACAACGCAUUCGGUUGAGGAAUAUCAUAGGUACGGUCUACCACCGGACUUGGACGGGGUUUCUAGGGCAUCUUUCCACGUCAGUAAUGCUCGGAGUUCUACGGGAUUCAAAACACUGCAAAGCGACCUCUCGCGUUUGGACGCCGUAGCAGUCUCGCACAUGGAAUCAACUCCUCAUAAGUAG